This is a messenger RNA of Cladophialophora immunda, 3518 nucleotides long. RefSeq lists its product as uncharacterized. The coding region runs from base 218 to 3259 and encodes 1013 amino acids. The transcript has a single exon. NCBI's taxonomy places the organism in Eukaryota, Fungi, Ascomycota, Eurotiomycetes, Chaetothyriales, Herpotrichiellaceae. The record is from RefSeq and is a predicted model, not a curated record.
UCGAUGCAGUUUGACUGCGAUCGACUGCCACCCGCAGUCCGCUGCUGGCUUGGCGCGCCUGCGUACCUCCGCCUGCGUCUUCACUUUGCAGCUCGCCUUCCGCUCUUGAUCCAGAUGAACGGAAAGAUGCUCGCGUCGACUGCUUAGUUCAUCUCUAUUACGCACCUCCCUUUCGUUUCUGACAUUCUAAAUUGCUUCUCUACUGAAGCAUCAAUGGAUGCUCAGCGUCCAUCGUGUUCGCCUUCCGAUUGGAAGACCUCUUGCAUCCUCUAUCCUACAAACACAAUUUCGCACCAGAGCUGCUCAAUAUCAACACCAAAUUCAACGUUAUGGGAGUCACGCUGAAGGCACAGGGGCUGCUCCUCCAAGGCCAGCUGCGCCAGAUUUCCUAGCUCACCAACAUGCGCUUUUUCCUACAGAGUUCUCGGAGUUUUCCGAAUACAUCAGACAAGAUGGCGGGAGCUAUCUCAGCGGUAGCCAAAAUCUCGAAGAGGAGGCAGGCCACAAUACUGAUCAGAUUGAGUUGGAUCUCAAUCGACAGCCCAAACAAUCAACGAAUCGUCCCCUCCACAGGUCACCCUUCCGCAGAAGAUUAGAUCAGAUUCUCUCGUUAUUCCUUCCCUCUCAUCCUAGACGGAACAGGGUUGACCUGUCCUAUACCAAUGCCCUCCACUGGCAGAUGAACAACCGAAAGUUGGACGAACAAUCUAAUACGACAUUCAGAAGCUCAACUUCUCUACGCAAACUCCUCCUCGAUUACCUUCAGAAUGUCGCACCACUUCUCCACGGUGCUCCGGGUGACGAGAAACUUUUGUCUGCGCUAGAAGCUACCUUUCCUCAUGAAUCUCUGCGAAUUCUUGAGGAUCUCGGCUACGACGUCACUGAUAUUGCAAGUUGGGCGUGGAUUUUUUCCUCUGACAAUGUUGACCUCGCCUUUGCAAGGUACAUCGCACUUGCGCAAAAAGUACGCGAAUCUGGACGAGGUCGGCUACCGAAGUUCGUGUUUCUACAACUCCUUCGCGCCGAAAAUCUCAGUCCCUUCGCCCUGAAGGGAUUUAUCAGAAGUAUUUUGGUCGACUUACAGAUCUGCUCGGAGGCCAAGGAGUAUUUCGGUUGGGCUUGGGUUACAAGAGUGUGCUUGGUCGUUCGAUUAAUGCGACAUGCUCGUUCGGUGGCACCUGAAUGCUUUGAAGACAUCAGCAUCAUUGUCAAACAUCUCUUCUCGGACUACUACAAUGUCCAUCCUCGUUCACUCGAAGGUCCGGAGUUACUGCGCCUCUCUCAUAUCUACAACCGCUUCCUGUCAUUGAUAUCUCUGGCCCCACACAAAACACCUUACAAUGCAUAUCUGUCACAGCAAAAUGCGCAACUAGCUCUCGUUCGCCUAAUGUUUGCGUUUACACCCCAACUGUUGCUAACACGCGAAGGCUACCGUGCUUUGAUUGCAGUCCAACUACUGCAUCCCAAGACGGGCCCGGAACGCGCAUGGGCCGAAGCCAAGUCUCUGUCUUGGCCUCCGUGGCGUCAUGUCAAGUCAGGAAUUGAACAGGAUCUCGAGUAUCCUGGGAAGGAGAGCCGUGUUAUCAAACUAUUACAGCGAAUGAAAGCGGCAGGAUAUUCUCAUGGUGAUUGGGAAAGAAGUGCUGCUGUGUUAGCAGGGUGGGAUACAGACAAAAGCCCUACGAUACAAACUCGCGCCAUCUUGAUGCGACAGCGACGUCCAUGGCUUCUGUUGCGGAGCCUUAAUCGCCAAGAAGAAAACGAAUCUGGCGACCCCCCAGAACUGUGGGCCGCGCGCAUUCGAGCCACAAGAACCAAGCGAGAGGCAUGGGCGUCCUUUUGUUCCUACGAGAAAUACAACCCACCUUCCCAAGCACAUUAUCAACCCUAUUUCGCCAUGUUGGAUAAACUCCUCGGCUCAACUGUACAGCCAGAAUCUACGCUGGCCUGGAAGUACCUCGCUGGUGACAUAAAAGAACCUUUCGAAGUCUCAGCAAAUCCCCGGGAGAUCAUUUACGUCGAGACAGAGGUUCCGUCGGUGGAUGAGUUCUAUGAGCACAUGCUGCGAGCCGGAGUCAAACCGGGUGGUCAUCUCCUUACCAGUCUGCUGAACCACGCUGUCAAGCUCGAGUCUGGAUUUGGUUACAUCCAAGCCAGUCGAUGGAACGAAGUCACGAAAGAUGUCCUCCGCCACGCUGAAAAGUACCCGAGUUCUGUUAUUCGGGACAGUUUGAACAAAAUUCCCAAGCCCACUUUGGCUGCCUUCAUCUCGCUCAUAUGUAAGAGCGGACCCGAAGAUCCGUUGAAAUUUCGGGACAUCGGACGGAUGGACUUUACUACAGGCCAGUUGAUAAAGAGAAAUCAUCAAGAUGUGCCUGCUUUGACAUACGCGUCGCAAUUGCUGCUCGCGGCAGGCAUCACAGACAUCCGCGUCUGGAAUACCUUUAUAGAAGGGGCAUCGGUGAGCGUUGGAAAAUCGCCAGCCAACUAUAAAGGUGCUGCAUCUAGGGCAGCAGUCUGGCGCCGCUUGAGAAGGAUUCUUUCGCCCGGGGAGAUGUACCUUGACCUCCAUCCUGACCUCGACACCUUCCGCCAUCUGACGAAGAUCCUUCAAAUAAUGUUCAGGGAUGUGAACAUGCGGAUCCCAUCAGAAAAUCUUGGCUCACUUGCAAAGACCACGUUCGCUCGGGCGAUCUAUGGUCGCAUGACCAAGGCAUUUCUCCCUGGACUUGAACGUUCGCUCCUUGUCGUGCCCAAUAUUAACGAUAUCAAACUCAUGAUUAGUGUCCUCAUAUCUGUCCAUGACACCUAUGGGUUGCUUGCGCUUAUGAAAUGGGUCAAUGAGCAUGCCAUGACGCUGGAGCCACCGAGCCUUCAGUCUGAACACGAGCCUCAAAACACGGUGCACGAGAUAGCACAAGACAAGCCUUUCAAUCCGUCCCCGCUGCGCGACAUGGUGUGCAUAAUGAGGCUUUUCCUCGAGGGCAGCCGGUUGCGGUCUACCAGUUCUUCCAACAGAGAAGGAGAUGGUGUUAGGUUCGAAAGUCCCUUAUCUAGAGAUCCCCUCAUUGUCCAGGAGGCACGGGAACACUGUCAAGCGCUGGAGUGGCCGUCAGACGACGAAGUCGGGCUCUUCCUCGCUCGCGAAGUCAAGUGGGUGGAAGGAGUCAGACGGACAGCGGAACUGACGGCGCGGCGGAAAGCUAUGGCUCAUAGGAAAAUGCGAAGCAUGCAAAGAGAUGAGGUGGCUGUUGGAUAGUCCACUGAGAUUUAGGAGGAGUCGACAUUUUGCCUCAGUGGUGAGGAGCUCUAUCCCGAGUUCAAGUCGAUCAAAGCCUCCCUAAUCGGAAUCUGUCGGUCUCCAGCUAGCUAGCUGCUCCUGAACUGCAGUUCAGUAUUGUCGUCCUGUACAUCCUGCAAGACUAUUACUUGGGGAUCUGUGUGUCUGUUUAUAAAGAAGUUUUGAAAGAGGACUAGGAUUGAAGAGAAUAUAUGAUGAAAAAGAUCAUUCAUUCUCA